Molecule: messenger RNA, 2061 nt
Organism: Rhinolophus ferrumequinum (greater horseshoe bat)
Lineage: Eukaryota; Metazoa; Chordata; Mammalia; Chiroptera; Rhinolophidae
Gene: CAPN14
Product: calpain 14
Exons: 21
Coding region: 1-2061 (686 amino acids)
Biological process (GO): proteolysis
Cellular component (GO): cytoplasm
Molecular function (GO): calcium-dependent cysteine-type endopeptidase activity; calcium ion binding
Source: RefSeq, a predicted model, not a curated record
AUGUCUCUGUGGCCACCUUUUCUAUGCAAAUGGAAGCUAGGACAGAAGGAAACAAUGGGGAGCUCUUCACAGCUCCCCAAACAGGACUACGAGACCCUGCAGAAAAAGUGCCUGAGAGUCGGCUGCCUCUUUGAAGACACCAGCUUCCCGGCCACCUUGAGCUCCAUUGGCAGGGGGCCCCUGCUGCAGAAGCUGCCUACGGGCCUGCAGUGGAAGAGGCCUUGGGAACUGCACAGCAGCCCCCAGUUCUAUCCUGCCAAGGCCAAAAGGCUGGAUCUGUGCCAGGGAUUGGUAGGCGACUGCUGGCUCUUGGCUGCUUUGCAAGCUCUGACUUUGCACCAGGACAUCCUGAGCCGGGUUGUUCCCCUGAAUCAGAGUUUCACCGAGAAGUAUGCUGGCAUCUUCCAGUUCUGGUUCUGGCGCUUUGGGAAGUGGAUUCCUGUGGUGAUAGAUGACCGACUACCUGUGAAUGAGGCUGGCCAGCUGGUCUUUGUCUCUUCCACCUAUAAGAACUUGUUCUGGGGAGCUCUUCUGGAAAAAGCCUAUGCUAAGCUUUCUGGCUCCUAUGAAGACUUGCAGCGUGGACAGGUGUCUGACGCCCUUUUGGAUUUCACCGGAGGGGUGACAGUGACCAUCAAACUAGCAGAAGCCCCUGGAAACCUCUGGGAAAUCCUAACCCGGGCCACCUUCAGCAGAACUCUCAUUGGCUGCCAGACCUACUUAGGGAACGAGAGGGUGCUGGAGAACGGGCUGGUGGACGGCCAUGCCUAUACUCUCAUAGGAAUCCGGAAGGUGACCUGCAAACAUGGACCUGAAUAUCUAGUCAAGCUGCGGAACCCCUGGGGGAAGGUGGAAUGGAAAGGAGACUGGAGUGACAGCUCAAGUACAUGGGAGCUACUGAGCCCCAAGGAGAAGAUUGUGCUGCUGAAAAAAGAUGAUGAUGGAGAAUUUUGGAUGACGUUUCAGGACUUCAAAGUACAUUUCAAGCUUCUGGUCAUCUGUCGACUGACCCCAGGCCUGCUGAGUCAGCAGGUGGGCCAGAAGUGGUCGUACACCUCGCAGGAGGGGCGAUGGGGGAAGGGGACCACAGCUGGCGGUCCGAGGAAGUCACCUCACGACACCUUUUGGAAGAAUCCGCAGUUCCUGCUGUCUGUCUGGAAGCCCCAGGAGGGCAGGAUGUUCCUGAUGCCGUGCAGUGUGCUGGUGUCCCUGCUCCAGAAGCCCAGGCACAGGCACCGCAACCGGAAGCCUCACCUCGCCAUCGGCUUCUACCUCUUCAGGAUGAGCAAGUUAUAUGAUGACCAGAGGAGACUGCCCCGUGAGUUCUUCUUGGAAAAUGAGCCCUUGAGUUUGCCUGAGGCGUUUCUCACAGAGAAAGAAGUGAGUCGGGAGCUGUGGCUGGAGCCAGGGACGUACCUCAUCGUGCCCUGCACGUCAGAGACCCACCAGGAGGCAGAGUUCGUCCUCAGAGUCUUCUCCAGGAAGCACAUCUUUUAUGAAAUUGGCAGCAAUUCCUGUGUUGUCUUCCCUAAGGAAAUUGUAGACCAGACUGAAGGGCAGGAUGAAUUCUUCACCAAACUCUUCGAAAAGUACCCAGAAAUAAAUGCAGUUCAACUGCAGAAGAUCCUGAACCACAUGACCUGGUCAAAUCUGGGGAAUGCACAGCCCAUUUUCAGCCGUGAUGCCUGCCAGGGGAUCCUGGCCCUCCUGGACCUGAAUGAGUCAGGUACCGUGUGCAUCCAGGAAUUCAGGGAUCUGUGGAAACAGCUGAUGCUCUACCAGGAUGUUUUCCACAAGCAAGACAGUAACCGGUCAGGAUGCCUGAACUGGGCGCAGCUGCGGGCUGCCAUGAGGGGUGCAGGAAUUGUGCUCAGCGAUAACAUCUGCCAGCUGAUGCUUGUCCGCUAUGGUGGCCCCAACUUCCAGAUGGACUUUGUCAGCUUUGUCCUCUUGAUGCUGCGUGUGGAGAAGAUGGAGGAUGUUUUCCAAAAUUUAACCCAAGAUGGCAAAGGGAUAUACCUCCAGAAGGCAGAGUGGCUGAUGAUGACGCUGUACUCCUAA